GCGCGCCUGUGCAUUCGCCGCCCUCCCUGGCGUUCGCCUGCAUCCUUGCCGCCGGCAGCUUCUCUCUCUGUUUCUCUGCGGCUGCCUGCGCGCCUUUCUUCCCGGAAAGGAGCUCCUCGCCUCGUUGCAGCGGCGGCGGCGGCGGCGGAAGGCGCUUGGCGGGGCCGAUGAUGACCUCACGCGGCCACGUCUCGGAGCGGCUGUCGGCGGCGCGGAUUGGCUGGCGCGGGCUCAGCGGCACUUCAAAGCCGGCGAGGGAGCUACAAUUGUGGUGGAAUGGGCGGAACUGAUCAUUGUAUUGCACACCUCUUAAAAAAAAACACUGCCUCUGAUUUAUCAAUAUAAAAAAGAUCCUCUGAGAGGAGGGCACUUUGUGGGAUGGCAACUUCACUUCUAGGGGUGAGUCUGAGGAUUUUCUCCCCCCCCCCUUUGCUGUUUUAAUUGGGUCCUUUUUAUUGGCGAUUGGAGAAGGGUUAAAGUAGCCCCUCUCUUGACCGGGGGCUAUCAGUCUCUCCUAUUGAGGCUUUUAUUUUUUUCCCCUCUUUUGCCUUUCUCUCUCUAAGUCCAAGUGAGUUCGAGAGAAAAGAAAGCGGAAAAAGGGGAGGGGGAGGAAGAAAGAGGGCAGUCACUUUUUUUUGUUUUUUUGUCAGCGUGCAGGCAAAGGUUUUAAGGGCAUUAGUAGGAACCACGUCCAGAGCUUGGGCUGAGCUAUUCCUGUAUCCCCGGAUAACUGGCCUCUCUCCCUCUCCCUCCCUCUAUUAUCUGCUCCGAGGGAAAAAGUAGCUGCCUCGCUCGGUCUCCUCUUUCCCUGCGGGAUUUUUUCCCCUUCCUUUUUUAAAAAAAAUUUGCGACAGCCUGUUGUUGUUGUUUUUCCCCUCCUUUAACAUUUCACUGAGCCCGUCAUUUCCUGCAGGUAUGUGAAACCUUUUCCUCUCAAUCUAAUUCCUAGCUGUGGGUGAACAGGAAAGGUGGCGGCGGGUGGUUCUUGGGUUGUUGUUUUUUGUUGGAGUUUGGGGGGAGGAAACUGCCGUGGGAAAAAGAACCCCCUUUAAAAAGUUCACAGACAGCUGGGUGGGGAAAGAGAUCUGAAUCUGGAUCGUUUUGGCUAAAUCCUGGAGUAGACUUUGGAAACCGAGCGACUCUGGAUUGGGGCUCCGGGGUUGCCCAAGCAUCUCCCGGUCGCCAGUAGGAGCCCGUGAUGUAUCUGGACGGGGCUUUAGCCUUCGUUCCUGCUCCUCGGCCCCCCUCGGGGAUGCGUUUUCAGCUUCAUGCCCAGAAGCCGUCGGCUUUCUUUCAAAGCCAGCCUCUCCGGGGGGUUUUGAGCGGGGAGACGGGAGCUUAAAUGUCCUCCGGGGAGCCUCGAGGAGGCGUCCGGCAGCAGCUCCUCGAGCGCGGCUGGCUCCUGGCCGCCCCCGUCUCCCCAUCCGCGGGCAAGCCGAGCAGCGCGGGGGGCUACCCUGGCCGUGAGGUCUCUUUCCCGGGCGAUUCUGACGCGCGCUUCCCUGCGGGCCUCUCUCCCUUCUCGCUGCAGGAAGAACCGCGCCUGGGCUCCACUCCGCUGGCCAUGCUCGCCGCCACCUGCAACAAGAUCGGCAGCCCCAGCCCCUCGCCGUCGGCGCUGUCGGACAGCGCGUCGCCCUUCGCCAAAGGCUUCCACCCGUGGAAACGCUCGUCGUCGUCGUCGGGCAGCUGCAACGUCGUGGGCUCCAGCCUGGCCGGCGUCGGCGUCUCAGCCUCGGCCCGAAACGGCUCUUCGGCUCACGCGGCGGCGGCGGCCGCAGCAGCGGCGGCGGCUGCCGCGCUCGUCUCGGACUCGUUCAGCUGCGGCGGGUCGCCGGGAUCCAGCGCCUUCUCGCUCACGUCCAGCGGCGCCGCGGCGGCAGCCGGCUCGCCCUUCGCCAACGACUACUCCGUCUUCCAGGCGCCCGGGCCGUCGGGGGGCGGCGGCGGCGGCGGGGGAGGCAGCGGCGGCGGCGGAGGGGCGCAGGACGCGCACCAGCCGGUCUUCAUCUCCAAGGUGCACACGUCGGUGGACGGCCUGCAGGGCAUCUACCCGCGCGUGGGCAUGGCGCACCCGUACGAGUCGUGGUUCAAGCCUUCGCAUCCGGGCGACGCGGGCGCCUCCAGCUGGUGGGACGUGGGCGCCGGCUGGCUCGACGUGCAGAACCCCAACGGGGUCCACCCGGCCGCCGCGGGGCUCCCCGCCGGCUCCCUGCACUCCCCUCUGGGCGCCUACAACUCGGAUUACUCGGGCCUGGCGGGCCACUCGGCCUUCAGCAGCGGCGCGGCCUCGACGCACCUCCUGAGCCCCGCCGGGCAGCACCUCAUGGACGGAUUUAAGCCCGUGCUGCCGGGCUCGUACCCGGAGCCGUCGCCGUCGCCCCUGACGGCGGGCGCGGGAGGCUCCAUGCUGGGCGCGGGCCCCUCCGCGCCGCUAGGCGGCUCCCCGCGCUCCUCGGCGCGCCGCUACUCGGGCCGCGCCACUUGCGACUGCCCCAACUGCCAGGAGGCCGAGCGGCUAGGCCCCGCCGGCGCCAGCCUGAGGAGGAAAGGCCUGCACAGCUGCCACAUCCCCGGCUGCGGCAAGGUGUACGGCAAGACGUCGCACCUCAAGGCGCACCUGCGCUGGCACACGGGCGAGAGGCCCUUCGUGUGCAACUGGCUCUUCUGCGGCAAGCGCUUCACGCGCUCGGACGAGCUGCAGCGCCACCUGCGCACGCACACGGGCGAGAAGCGCUUCGCCUGCCCGGUCUGCAACAAGCGCUUCAUGCGCAGCGACCACCUCAGCAAGCACGUCAAGACCCACAGCGGAGGCGGCGCGGGAGGAGGAGGCGGCGGCGGAGGCGGCGGCGGCUCGGGAGGCGGCAAGAAAGGCAGCGACACCGACAGCGAGCACAGCGCCCCCGGCAGCCCGCCCUGCCACUCCCCGGAGCUGCUGCAGGCCUCCGAGCCCGGCCACCGGAACGGCCUGGAGUGAAAGCGGCAGGCCCCGAGGCAAGGCCCCGAGGGGACUCCUUUUCGUGUGUGUGUGUGGUUUUCCUUCCUUCUCCUCCCGCCUUUUUGUUUUCCCGCCCAGCCGCCUGAGGGGAAACCUCGCGCCUGUCUCAGCGACUCUGGUCAGGGGGUUAAAAACAAAAACAAAAAACACGCGGGAAAUCUCUCUGGACAUGUAAGUAGCGCCGCGCAUUGAUCCCCCGCACGGACCCCUCACUGGGCUGCCUUGCCCCGCAAGCCCCGGCCCCCGGCCGCCCUCGCAGCUACGCCGCCUGAGCCGCGCACGGGCGAGAGGAGAAGGAGGAGGAACUUUCUCGCGGGAUCUUUGGGGGUCUCCCAAGCAGCUGCUCCAGAGAGGCAGCACCCCCUCCCCACUGACUUCCACGCUCCAAGGGGAAGAGGUUUUAUUUUUUGGCAGGGGGGAAGUCUCCAACCUGCGGGACGGAGGGAGGGCGUGGGAUCCCGAUCUGGACAAACUACAGAGCCAACAACCUAUUGAUUGAGAAUUAGAGUGUCUUAUCAGGAAACAAAACAAAAAGCAGCCAAGAUCUCCCGCUGAAAGCACUUUGAAUUAAAUAUAUAUAUAUAUUAUGGGAAGCUUUUUUAAAUUAAAAAAAACCCACAUUAUUUCGGACCACUCCUAAACUUCUCUUCAACUUUGCAUUGAACUGCAGUCGCCAGCCCGCUAGAAUGCUGCCCGUUGAAGUUGGUGGGAUUACUCUGGAGUAAAAGGGUGAAGCCUGAAGCAUUUGUGUGUGUGUGUUUGUGGAUAUGUGAGUGUGCAUGUAGGUGUGAUCACUAACCAGCCCCAUUCGCAAAUCACUUACGCCAGAGUAUUCAGAAUUGGAAUGAAGUGGGUACUUAUUUUACAACAUUUCCAAGUAAACUGCUUCGGAGGCUAGUCCAAGGCAUUUUAGUCUGUGAUCCCUACCUGAGGUUGGGGGGGUGGGGGGGGGGUGGGGCGUUACAUUCAAUGGGAGUCAAUUAAACUUUCUUCCAAGUAAAGGAGUGUUUUGAGUGAUAUCCCCUUUGAAGCCCGUGAGAUUUACAGCCAAAGGAAAAUUCCUGAAUUUCAGCAGAUUUCGCUGGCAUCCAAUUCUAAAACAAUUGCUCUGAAAUAAGUGACUUCAAUAAGAGGUUAUGUCCAAGGAUCUUCUUGGUGUCCUUAGGAUUUCAACUUUACAGCUCAACCCCAUAUAUGUUUACACAGAAGUAUGUAAAACUGAAUUAAGUUGCCUUAAGCUACAAUCCUAUGCAUGCUUAUGGGAGUAAUAUCCAUUGAGCACAGUGGAUCUUACUUCUGAAGAAAACAUGCAUAGGGUUGGGCUGCACUCAUUUCGUUCAAUUGGACUGUAUCAGUGUAAACCCCACUAAUUUAAGUGAAUUAUGGAUUGGGCUAUAAAUCUAAGUUCUCUGCCUUAAUUGAUCACAGCCUAAAUCAUGCUUAGUCUUUUUUUCUUUUAAAAAAAUGCUUCUUGGAGAAAGUGUAAUUACUCUGGCAAAUCCAACACUUUUGGACACAAACAUUUACAUUUGUUCUUGGAAACCUUGAGUAUAAUCCAGACAAAUUUAAUGUCCAGUUGGUUUCAGUGGCUAAACUCAAGAUUGAUUCUAUCCUAUUGAAAUCAAAUGACUUUAAAUUGCUUAAUUGUGGCUGGAUAGUGCCCAUAAUUCGAAAUGUGUUUGACUUCAGAUCUCUUCUGGUGAUUUUUCUCUUAAAAGAUAGAGAUAUAGCCUAAUUUUCAGUAACUUCAUUUUCUUAAAAGUUUCUCCCAUGUUUAAAAAAUUGUACCAGCGUGAUAGCCCUCUGAUUUCAGAGUUUCAGCAUCUAUAUUCAUGCAGUGCUCUAGAUGCACCUAGGAUUAAAAUUAUUAUUUGUAGCAUUAUUUUUCUGAUUUAAAUAAUUUAAAAAGUACCCUUGCUUUUCAGCGAGCCUGUAGUUUGAAUGCCAAAAAAGAGGGGGGUCAUAGGGACACAUAUUUGUAAAAUAAUUCUAAACCUAAUGGUUUGUACAACGGAAUCGUUGUAAAAUAGCUAACAAAUAUAACUCCACCAGUGUAUCGGUGUGAGAUGCAGUUGUCCAGGAGAUGAUUUUGUAUAGUAUUUUUAUUGUAUAUUACUUCCAGUAAAUAUUUGAAAAUAUAUUAAAGUACACUUGAGCUUCCCCCCCUUCUUCCCCCCUCCUCUUUUUGGUCACAAGAAAAUAUUAAAGCAUUAUUGUUGCAGUCCUAAUUAACUGCAUUUUUAACUUGUCCCUUGAAGUGUGCAGCAAAUUGCACUUCAGGAUAUAGUUUUUGCUUGAAUAUUAAUUUAGAUAGGCGUAAGACUGUAAUUAAGCAAACAAUAUUUGAUAAAUGUUGAAUGACAUUUAAUUUAAUGGAGCAUGUACUUAUUUGCAUUUGCUGGCAGUUCAGGUAUAGUUUAAGUGAGAGUUCUCCUAUAUUUCAAAACAGUGGGCGCACCCAGACCCAUGUAUUAAAUAAACUGUCCAAGUGAAACUGACUAAUGAUGGCCUAUGUGUAUUUCCUGAAAAUAAUAAUGGUGAAUGUUACUAAAACACUCCUGAUGCUACUUUGAAGUUUGCAAACCCUGCAAACAAAUAGUCUCAUUGUAAUGUUGAAAUAAGUUUGGAUAUUUCACAUUGAAAUGGAAAAAAGCCUUUCGCUGGAACACUUUAAAUUUGCAUUUUAAAUGCAUGAAAUGUAAUUGAUUUUUAUCUGUAAGAUUUUAAAUGGAAUUAAUAAACACCAGAUAAAAUAA
Messenger RNA from Podarcis raffonei (Aeolian wall lizard), 5754 nucleotides. RefSeq names its product Sp8 transcription factor (gene SP8). Gene Ontology annotation, molecular function: DNA-binding transcription factor activity, RNA polymerase II-specific; RNA polymerase II cis-regulatory region sequence-specific DNA binding. The transcript has a single exon. The record is from RefSeq and is a predicted model, not a curated record. The coding region runs from base 1343 to 2977 and encodes 544 amino acids. Gene Ontology annotation, biological process: regulation of transcription by RNA polymerase II. NCBI's taxonomy places the organism in Eukaryota, Metazoa, Chordata, Lepidosauria, Squamata, Lacertidae.